Messenger RNA from Corythoichthys intestinalis (scribbled pipefish), 2831 nucleotides. RefSeq names its product stomatin (EPB72)-like 3a (gene stoml3a). The transcript has 7 exons. Gene Ontology annotation, cellular component: plasma membrane. The coding region runs from base 1706 to 2830 and encodes 374 amino acids. Lineage: Eukaryota; Metazoa; Chordata; Actinopteri; Syngnathiformes; Syngnathidae. The record is from RefSeq and is a predicted model, not a curated record.
AUGCUUCUUCCGAAGCCACUCCUUUGUUGCCCUGGCUGUGUGUUUGGGAUCACUGUCAUGCUGAAAGACCCAGCCACGUCUCAUCUUCAAUGCCCUUGCUAAUGGAAGGAGAUUUUCACUCAAAAUCUCUCAGUACAUGGCCCCAUUAUUCUUUCCUUUACACAGAUCAGUCGUCCUGGUCUCCUUGCAGAAAAACAGCCCUAAAGCAUGAUGUUUCCACCCCCAUGCUUCACAGUGGGUACGGCGUUCUUCGGAUGCAAUUCAGUAUUCUUUCUCCUCCAAACACGAGAACCUGUGUUUCUACCAAGAAGUUCUAUUUUGGUUUCUUCUGACCAUAACACAUUCUCCCAGUCCUCUUCUGGAUCAUCCAAAUGCUCUCUAGCGAAUCGCAGACUGGCCUGGACGUGUACUUUCUUUAGCAGGGGGACACGUCUGGCAGUGCAGGAUUUGAGUCCCUGGCGGCGCAUUGUGUUACUGAUAGUAGCCUUUGUUACUGUGGUCCCAGCUCUCUGUAGGUCAUUCACUAGGUCGCCCCGUGUGGUUCUGGGAUUUUUUUGCUCACCGUUCUUGUUAUCAUUUUGACGCAACGGAGUGAGAUCUUGCAUGGAGCCCCAGAUCGAGGGAGAUUAUCAGUGGUCUUGUAUAUCUUCCAUUUUCUAAUAAUUGCUCCCACGGUUGAUUUCCUCUUCUUUCUUCUUCCCAGCAUUGUGCAGGUCUACAAUGUUGUCUCUGGUGUCCUUCGACAGCUCUUUGGUCUUGGCAAUAGUGGAGUUUGGAGUGUGAUUGACUAAAGUUGUGGACAGGUGUCUUUUAUACCGAUAAUGAGUUGAAACAGGUGCCAGUAAUACAGGUAACGAGUGGAGCCUCGUUAGACCUUGUUAGAAGAAGUUAGACCUCUUUGACAGCCAGAAAUCUUGCUUGUUUGUAGGUGACCAAAUACUUAUUUUCCACUAUGAUUUGCAAAUAUUUUUAAAAAAAAAUCAAACAAUGAGAUUUUCUUUUUUUUUUCACAUAAUGACUCUCAUGGUUGAGGUUUACCCAUGUUGACAAUUACAGGCCUCCCUAAUAUUUUCAAGUAGGAGAACUUGCACAACUUAUUUGCCCCACUGAAGGUCAAGGUGAAAAAAAGUUGCAUUUUAAAGUGUUCUGUGCGUCUUUAUAUAGGUUUGUGUGGACGGGUGCUAAUCAUAUUGGAAUAACAAUUGUAAUUCAUUUGUUUUUGAAGUGUUUUUAUUGGUGCUUUUGAAUGGUUAUCAGAGCAUUUUUCUUUUCAUUUCUGCACUUGUUCGUUGUUGUCUUUUCUAUAUAAUAAAUUACAAAGAGAUAAUGUGCUUUUUCAGUGUGGGAGUUUAAAUAUAUACGUGGUGAAAAUAGGUGGUGGGCGCCAACAAAUAUGUCGCCUAGGAUACCAAAUUGGUCAGGAACGGCCCUGUGUUCCUAUCAAUACUGAGACCAAACCUAUGUCCUUGGUUGAAAACAAAAACAAAAUGAGCAAAUAUGCAUUCUUCUGUGGAUCGUAUGUGGAAUCCUCACAUUACAAGGACGGGAGCGAGUGUCAGUUUACGUGGCAAGCGUGGAUUAUUCAUGACUCGGCAGGUGCGGCCGUCGCGUCGUGACUAUGGGCUUUGGCGUCCCUUCGGCAACAUCUCCUGGUGUCCUAGGACACGCCCCCCGAGGGUAAGACGCAAACAAAGACAGAAAGGUGAUGAUUUCCACGACGUCCAGAACGGCUGAGAUGGUAACUCAAGGAAAGCUGGAGAUCAACUCCGAGGACGCAGUGGAAGAUAAAAGCUCUGGCAAGCUGGGAUGCUUCGGCUGGAUUUUGGUGAUCAUUUCCCUCCUCUUCAUCGGCGUCACCUUCCCGCUUACCAUUUUCAUGUGUGUCAAGAUAGUCCAGGAAUACGAGCGUGCCGUCAUCUUCAGGCUGGGUCGAAUUGUGGACAGGAAAGCCAAAGGACCCGGGCUUUUCUUCGUCAUCCCUUGCACGGAUAACUUUGUCAAAGUGGACCUGAGGACCGUGUCUUUUGACAUUCCGCCGCAAGAGAUCCUGACCAAGGACUCGGUGACGGUGUGCGUGGACGGCGUAGUGUACUUCCGCAUCCGCUGUCCCAUCUCGUCGGUGGCCAACGUGAGCAACGCCCACUCGUCCACUCGCCUGCUGGCCCAGACCACGCUCAGGAACGCGCUGGGAACCAAAAACCUGGCCGAGCUGCUGUCCGAUAGGGAGGGCGUCUCGCUCGACAUGCAGGUUGCCUAUUCAAUCGUUGGACGAGGCCACGGACGCGUGGGGCAUCAAGGUGGAGCGCGUGGAGAUCAAAGACAUCAAGUUACCUCAGCAGCUGCAGCGGGCCAUGGCGGCCGAGGCCGAAGCCAGUCGGGAGGCCCGCGCCAAGAUGAUCGCGGCAGAGGGCGAGAUGAAGGCGUCGCGGGCCCUGAAGGAGGCGUCGCUGGUCAUCGCCGAGGCGCCGUCGGCCUUGCAGCUGCGCUACCUGCAGACGCUCAGCAGCAUCGCCGGCGAGAAGAAUUCCACCAUCGUGUUCCCGCUUCCCAUCGAAUUGCUACGGGGCUUCGCGGAGGGGAAGUGAUGAAUGAGCUUCCUUGGCAAGCUAUCUUCAUGUUAAUAAUAGAGCAUAUUCAUACUAGGAUUGUCAAAAGUGUGGGAAUGUAUACACUGCUGGCCAAAAGUAUUGGAACCCCUGGAAUUCUGUCAGAUAACGCUCAAUUUCUCCCAGAAAAUGAUUGCAAUUACAAGUGCUUUGGUAGUAACAUCUUCAUUGAUUUUGCUUGCAAUGAAAAAACACAAAAGACAAUGAAAAAAAAAAAACAUUAAU